Messenger RNA from Eurypyga helias (sunbittern), 774 nucleotides. It is a transcript of the gene TMEM69, whose product is annotated as transmembrane protein 69. The record is from RefSeq and is a predicted model, not a curated record. Bases 1 to 774 code for a protein of 257 amino acids. NCBI's taxonomy places the organism in Eukaryota, Metazoa, Chordata, Aves, Eurypygiformes, Eurypygidae. The transcript has 2 exons.
AUGUUUCUGCUCAUACAAAGAUGCUGCUUCCACACACCUUUCAACCUCCAGAAGUUAACCGGUCCCAAACUACUCCUGUAUGGAAAGAGUAAGACAACUUGGUCUUGUCUCGGCCUCCGGCUGCAGAGGGAUGUGUGUUCUGUCUCAAGACCUCCAAACCUCAACCCAGCAUCAGUGUAUGCAACCAAGCUCCAGGCUUUUCACACCUCUCUCCCCUCUUUCAAGAAGAAAACCCCCAAAGAAUCCGAGACCAAACAGCCGGGCGUAUUGCAACGAAGUAUACAACUACUGAAGGAUUCUCCCAAGCCAGCCCGUUACUUAAGCCUUGCAGGGCUGAUUCCGUUUGUUUCUGUGCCGCUGUCGAUGGCCAUCCAAGGGACAUACUACCCAGAGCUGGCGUUUGCUCAGAUUACGUAUGGUGCCGUAACAGUCUCUUUCCUAGGAGGAAUGAGGUGGGGGUUUGCUCUCCCGGAAAACAGCCCAGCCAAGCCGGAUUGGCUGAACCUGGCCAACAGUACAGUUCCUGCUGUAGUCGCCUGGCAAGCCUUACUUUUUCAAGAUACCACUCUUGGUGCAGUGAUGCUAGUAAUAGCCUUAGGGAUAGCACUGCAUUAUGACACUGCCCUUCUUCCUCCUUAUCCUAGGUGGUUUAAAGUCAUGAGGGUAACUGGAACAGUGGUGAUGGUGCUAUCACUAUUAGCUACUGCAGUGUUGAAGGCAGCUUCCGAGAUGGAACUAAUUAACAAGAGAAAUAAAUGGGAGAACACAAAAUAA